UUUAAAUCCCUCAGACAUGCGUAGAUGCUGAAUGCUACUGGGUGCGCCAUAUUGCUGUUUUACUAGGGUAGUGGAGUUAGCGAAGCCGCUUGGAAAACCAAACCCGUUUCCGGACAUGAAACCCUGAGAGGAUAAUAAGUGAAUAAGCGCGGUAGGAUUUAUUAGUUUGCUUGACUGCAGUGUGUUUCAUUUGUUACAUUGCUUGCCAUUUUAAGAAGAGAAGAGGGGUUCCCGUUAAACUCUGAGUCCAAUGGAUCCCAGGACCGCUUGGAUCCAGCCGGAGCAGAAGGUACCUGCCAGUACCCUGUGGAUGCACAUUUGGCGAACCCCUCAGGAAUUCGGAGCAGGCUCCGGUAUCGACAGCCGCCUUCAACACCAACGUAACUUUGCAGCGCAGAGCGCAAACUCCACGGACUCACGCGGUGAGUAUUGCAGAAAUGUAGCACCGCCACCGAUGGUAGUGUUGGGGAACCUGUCGAAGCGAGACGGCAGCGGGGAGAGGGGAAGUGUCCGGAGGAAGGGCUCGUUGUCGCCGUCCUCCUCCUCUUUGGACUCGGAGGCCGAGAGUUCCUCGCCCUCUGGUUCCUGCCUGCACAUCGACAAUUUGAGCGUUACAGAAGAGGCUAACCAGUUCUUGCACUACGGCAAGCAGGAGUUGAAGGAGAACAGUCUCCGACAGCAAUACCCUCUAACCCCUUUUCACACUGUUCAGCAACACUGGCGCAGCAUGCAACAAUCUACCGACCACACCCCCCCUGGGAUAAGAAAUCAGCAUGGGAACAAGCACCACUAUCAGACACAUUCAUCCAGCCGCAGGAAGCACCUGAACAGGGCCAACACUUUCCACGGCAUCAACCCCCUCCUGUGCUUCGACUCCAAUGGACAUCAUCCAGACUCUAAUUGUAGCCCGUGGAAAACCAGGCGCUACAGCCAGGGCAUCAAUGGUCUUCACGAAGAGAUUAUGGACUUCUUCAGCUUCAUGUCACCAAAACCAGAAGAAGAGUCAAUGAGAAGGGAUGUAGUGAACAGAAUAGAGGGGAUUAUCAAAGAUUUGUGGCCCACAGUACAGGUGGAGAUAUUUGGCAGCUUCAGCACUGGAGUUUAUCUUCCAACAAGUGACAUUGACCUGGUGGUGUUCGGAAAGUGGGACCGUCCUCCGCUGCAAGAACUGGAGCAAGCCUUGAAAAAACACAAUGUGUCCGGCUCACAUCCCAUCAAACUCCUUGACAAAGCUACAGUGCCAAUCAUCAAGCUUACAGACUGUGAAACACGGGUCAAAGUGGACAUCAGCUUUAAUGUAGAGACUGCAGUCAAAGCAGCACAGUUCAUCAAAAGCUACCUUAAAAAGUACCCCGUUCUGCCACCCUUAAUCUUCGUUUUGAAGCAGUUCCUGUUGCAGAGAGAAUUGAAUGAAGUCUUCACUGGAGGCAUUAGCUCAUACAGUCUUAUACUAAUGGCCAUCAGCUUCCUGCAGCUACACCCUCGGAUAGACACGAGCCGUCCCAACAUUAACCUGGGCAUCCUGCUGAUUGAAUUUUUUGCACUGUACGGCCGUGAUUUCGACUACAUUAAGACCGCCAUCAGAGUGAAAAAUGGAGGAGCCUACCUGUGCAAGGAGGAAAUGCUCAAAGAAAUGGAGAAUGGAAACAGACCAUCAUUGCUCUGCAUAGAAGAUCCAGUCCAACCAGGCAACGACGUGGGCAGAAGUUCAUAUGGGGUUCUGCAAGUCAAGCAGGUUUUUGACUUUGCCUACAUGGUACUAAACCAUAGUGUUUCUCCACUUUCACGUGCAUACCCUAACAAAGACUGUGACAGUACUCUGGGAAGACUCAUCAAAGUCAGCCAAGAGGUCCUGAAAUACAGGGACUGGACAAUCCAGAAGUGGGGUGCCAAGCAGUAUGCCAAGCUGGGAAACCACAGAAUGUUGUCUUCAACUUCUGAUGUUGAGGUUUGCGAACAGGAUCUGGCCAGGCUGAUGCUGGGUGGGGAUCAAAGAGACGCAUCCUCCCCGCUCAGUGCCGACUCCCCGUCACCAUCUCCAGUUUUCGUUAACAGCCCCCAUCACCGUUUGUCCUCAUCCUCUGCUUGCUCGCUCUCCUCUUCUUCCUCUUCUGGAAGUGACAUAGAAUCUGAAUCCCCUCACGGCACCAAUACUACUGUCCAAUUCCAUCCCCUGACCUUCCAGUCAAUGUUUCAGAUGACUACUAACCUGAGGACUGCGCAUCCAGCAGGCUUUAUUCACACAAUGCAUCAGAUCCAGAUGUCCCUCCCAGAAAACAUAGCCAUCCCCCAUCUCUCCGAUUGCCGCUUCUACCACGAGACUCCUCCUUCCAUCGGCGUUGUGCACCGUCAUUCGCCACAAGUCGCACCACAAACCCCUCAAAUCUCACAAUACAUGAACUCUACCAGCCCUCUCCUAAGUCCCCACCACCACCAACAACAACUUCACCACCCUCAGGUAGGAGGACUGCAAAGCCGCUCUUAUGCCAUGGGAUCCAAUUCCCACGGUUCACUGGAGCAUCCCAAACUUGUCUUCAAGCACAAUCAGUGCAGUAACCUCCAAGGCCAAAGUCACGUUAACUUCAGUCCUCAGCGCAGAUUUGUUCCCCAAGUUCAUAACGCUACAUCGGGUUUCAGGAACCAGCAGCAGUACGGCCGUAACGCCUGUCGACGCAAAAAGAAGGACAAUUUUCCUGCCUUGAACCAAAUCAGAUGAAAGAAUACACCUACAGUAUUUGUCCCAACUGGUUUCUGAAGGCCUCUCUACAACCAUCAAAGUGAUCAUGUGAUGAUACUUUUCUUUUUUUGAAAUCUUGAUAUGGGAGGCUGUCAAAAAUGCACCUUAUCGUGCUAGCAUUCCCAAGUCUGUUCACUAUGCCGCACACUUCCUGUCCGAAAACUGAAUUUAAAUCCAUGACUGAACUCAUUUUGUUACAUCUGUCUGAAGUCAGAAGCCCCUCUCUCAAUGUGACGCACACCAGCACAGACUUGAUUGAGGAUUUUCCAGACUUCACCUUCUCAUCAGUGUUGCUUCCUAGUUUAUUGAGCAGCUCAAGUCAAGUAGAGUUUCCAUGGAACUCGGACCUUUUUGAACAUCGUGUGCCAUUUUACUGAACUGGUUCAUCGAGCCUGGCAUCUCUUGAACUUUUGACUCUUGUCGGGGCCCAUCUCAUCAGGUUUGGGGGCUCAUUUGAUCCUGUGAAUGCAACACCCUAUUAGCUGAACUCUUCAUGAAGAGCCCCUACAGCUAGGGCUAUUACUACAACUUGUACUCUGGAUCGAAGCACUACCUUUCUACCUAUGCAGCUCAACGCUGACAGUGUUUUUGGUGUGACGGCACAAAAAUGGACCUUAUCGCAAGUGCUCAAACUGUGAUGACUUGUUUGAAUGUACGAAGUGUUUUGUGUGUGUGUUGGGCAUCAUCCGUUGUCUGCUUCCCUUUUUUUUUUUUUUUUUUUUUUUUUUUUUUUUUUUUUUUUUUUUUUUUUUAAAUUAAAUUGGGUGGUUGUUGUGUUUUAAGAACUUUUUCCCCUCACUAAUGUCUCCUCCCCCCACACACAUUAGCACCUCUGUUUUGUUCUGUACUGUAAACAUUGCCACCUUAUAUUAUGUCUGUUGCAUUUCUGUGCAAUAUUGACCAGUUUUUUUAAUUUAUUCCACUUUUUUUUCUUUUUUUUUCUUUUUUUUAAUAAGGGAGUUCUCGCCACUAUAAGGUUGCUUUUUAUAUUAGCCUACAUUGAUCUGUGCAAUAGGAUUUGAGGGCCUAGGACUGUCUGUUUAAAGCUUUCCAACACAAGAGGGAGCUAUGGUGUAAUGUGAGAAAUGUGCCAAAAAUCCCAUGAUGCCAACACAUAACUAUUGUCAUUUACCAUUGAUUUAUGAUCACUUGAAAUUUUCCCAACUGUCCAAAUAUAGCUCCUCCCACCACUGGUUCUCAUUUUAAACAUAUCACUUAAUUUGGGGGUUUGUUUUUGCUUUCUUCAUUAGUAUUUCCUCUUGAUAGGCUGUGUUGGGGAAAUGCACCUUUUUAGCAGUUAUAUCUUGUUAGUUCAAGAAAAGUUGGUGCUAUUUAUUACCAGCAAAGUGCUUGUUUUCUUGCCUUAUAUCUUUUUUGAUUCUGUUAAAGCAACAAUGUAACUGCCUUUCUAAAUGACCAAAUCUGACCCUCCUCCGUUACAUAGUCGGAGCCUUUUGUGUUUUGUCAGUGGCAACAAAACUGUUGGACUUUUAUUUUUGCCAUACAGCUUGUAGAUGUAAGCUCUGAGAGCAGACUCCGAUCGCAGUCAGUGAUUGUUAGCAUGAGCAGCAUGUCCGUGAGGUGUGUGUGGGUUUUGUUUUGUUUUUUCCCCUAAAUUGAUAAGAGUAGUUGAUUUGUGCAAGAGGGCCUUGUAUUUUUUUCCAGAGGUUUUCCUCUGCCAUCUUUAAAGUCAGUAUUUCAAAGACAGUUUCACAGCUAAAGUUUACAUAGCGACUUGUGCUUGGCAAACCAGAGAUCAGAGAUUUAUUGUUACAAGACUUUUGGCUGAGGCAAGAGUAAAAAUCACUUAAAGUCUCGUGUUUCGAAAGUCAGAUUAUUGUAACAUGCCGUGUACCAAACUGAUGGACACAUGAUGCUGUCAGCUUUUUUUUUUUUUUU
Messenger RNA from Haplochromis burtoni (Burton's mouthbrooder), 4636 nucleotides. Its product is annotated as terminal nucleotidyltransferase 4A. Bases 251 to 2716 code for a protein of 821 amino acids. The transcript has 12 exons. Gene Ontology annotation, cellular component: TRAMP complex; nucleolus. The record is from RefSeq and is a predicted model, not a curated record. Gene Ontology annotation, biological process: RNA 3'-end processing. Lineage: Eukaryota; Metazoa; Chordata; Actinopteri; Cichliformes; Cichlidae. Gene Ontology annotation, molecular function: poly(A) RNA polymerase activity; mRNA binding.